This is a messenger RNA of Amphimedon queenslandica, 817 nucleotides long. RefSeq lists its product as uncharacterized. Bases 17 to 568 code for a protein of 183 amino acids. NCBI's taxonomy places the organism in Eukaryota, Metazoa, Porifera, Demospongiae, Haplosclerida, Niphatidae. The transcript is spliced from 5 exons. The record is from RefSeq and is a predicted model, not a curated record.
CCCCGCCCAUAGCAAUAUGGAGGAAGAAGGUAGGAAUGCUUUGGUGGUCGACGAGCUUUUGGCUGUUACUCCACCUGAUUCUAUAGGUUCUGGGUUUGUUUCUAUGAGAGGAGCGCCUGUAACACCGGGCUUUGAAUCUGCACAUUCAGACUAUGAAGAUGGAAGAGGUCCUAGUCCAGUUGAUACCAAUAGUUUCCACACUGCUAGCAGCAUUGACGGCUCCAAUGAACAUCUUGACAUUGUUCCUCUAAGUUCAAAUGAAGUCUCACCCUCUCCUCCUCCUCUACCUCCCCCUGAGUCACGCGUAUACAAUUUGCCGUCUGGUUUUGAGUCUCAGCCAAAGCUUGAGCUUAAUGAAGAGUCUAUCAGACCAACAGAAAAGGAGCCGUUGCCAGAUGACAGCAUUUUUGAGAGGUUAAGUAGAGCCAGAGAUUCUACUUCAUAUGAGCAGCACAGACGAAGACCGUCUAUUGAUGUACCUAACGAGACCACACCCCUCGUUACUCAAAACUCUUACAGGUCAAGCAAUGAAGAGGACGUCAACACAUCUUGCUGUGUGGUAAUUUAAAAUAAACGAAAAUAUUAUUAUUAUUAUUAUUAUUAUUAUUAUUAUUAUUAUUAUUAUCUCUUAUUCUUUUUUUGUUUUAAUAACGGCUACAUGUUUAAUCACUGUAUCGUCAAUAAUUAUAAAAAUUUAUUAUUAAAUGUUUACAUGUACUUGUAUAAUAAUUGCUUGUUAUUAUAAUUAUUUUAAAAAUUUUGUGACGAAAUAAAAUCACUGCUAUAUUUGAAUAAAAGUAUUAUUCUUUAAAUCACA